Messenger RNA from Syngnathoides biaculeatus (alligator pipefish), 2844 nucleotides. Its product is annotated as visual system homeobox 2. Gene Ontology annotation, biological process: regulation of transcription by RNA polymerase II. The record is from RefSeq and is a predicted model, not a curated record. The coding region runs from base 1892 to 2641 and encodes 249 amino acids. Gene Ontology annotation, molecular function: RNA polymerase II transcription regulatory region sequence-specific DNA binding; DNA-binding transcription factor activity, RNA polymerase II-specific. The transcript is spliced from 3 exons. NCBI's taxonomy places the organism in Eukaryota, Metazoa, Chordata, Actinopteri, Syngnathiformes, Syngnathidae.
UCAGUCUUUAAAAAGGUCAUGCAAUGUUUAGAUUGGUAUAAAAUAAAUUCUUCAGAAAAGAGUCUGCAAUAUUGUUUGGAAUAUUUAUGAAUUACAAGACUAAUUAUUUUACAGUCAAAACAAAUUAGGUUAUUUAGUUUAUUUGCUAGGGACCAGGUGCAAAGUACUUGUAUCAUCUUGAAAAUACGCUUUGCGCCGGAGUGGCGUUCUAUGAGGUAUUUUCCGUCUUUAGUCAUUGAUAACUAUAUCAGAAAUGAUGGGAUAAAACAUAUAAAAUACCUUUUCAUUCUAUCUUUACUUGCCUUUUUCAGUAAGAAUAGUAUUUUGAAGGAGGAAAAAAAAGUGCAAAAAUUGAUCCAUUUGAGAAAAAUUGGUUAAAAACUAGUCAGAAAUUUUAACUUGGCCAUUUUGUGUCGGUACCAUUCAAAAUCAGUGACAUUAUUUUGUGCAAUAAUCCUGGAAAGUGGAAUGAGAGCUUCGCGGAAAGCCUUAAUCCUUCUCCGCCAAGGUGUUAAAUCGGUGUUUGAACAGGUGCAGAUGAAAGGGCUGCAGGUGAGCGCGAAGGAAUGACCACCAUGUGACUCAUCCUCGCACUCUGACUGGUCGCCUCUUUCACCGAGCCGGCGGGCUGAUCAAAGCCGCCCGAGCGUCACCGUCGUUGACAGGCCGGUGUUUUCGCCGUUUCCGGGCGAUGAGAUUAAUCCACGCACACCUGCGCUUUAAUUCGCGACGACCGUCGACUCCGUCAGCGCUCCGUCAACGCCGAGGCUACAGCUGGCGCGCUCACGUAGCCAGAGUGUUAUUAAUCGGGAUCAAAUGUGUUGAGGGGCUUUAAUCGGGUUGGGUAACACCAGGCGUGUCAUCGUCGUGUUCGUCACGCGUGCUGGGUGAGAGGAAGGACUCAAUGGAUAAACCAUCAUCCACUGAUCUAUGUUAAUUAGUAUCCAGUUGGCAAAUGAUGGAGGCGGGGGGGGGAGAACAUGUCCAUUUGGCUAUCGUUCCGUUUCAUGUCCCAAUUAAAUACUGAACCGGUUUAACACUCAUGAUUGUUGACAGUUUUCGUGACAGAUAAGGGAGAAAAAAUCACUAACAAUACACAGUACGGGAUAAUCUCUCAGGUUAAUCUUUGAGAACCUUUUUUGGAUCCUUUGUCAAAAUGACGUAGACUCAUCGGUCUACCCCGAUUCCUAAUUAGCUAUUGUUCCGUUUCCACGCCACAACCAUGGAGUCCGUAGAUCGACCAAACUCUGUGGAUCUUAAGAAUUCGUGAUCUUCAGUGUUAAACAACUUUACGAUUGGUUGUUUUGUCAAACUGUUUUCUGAACACUGGACCCUUUGGUCCCAAGAAGGUGACAUCAUCAGUUUUUAGCAUGACGUAUCGUUCCGCAAACAACAGCAAAGGUGUUCUUGAUAAAGUGCCAUCGCUCCAGAGUUGUCGGUUAGCAGGCGUGUGUUUAUUCUGGAAGCCGCAGCCUUUCGGGUCUGGUUUGACGACUCUUCACAGAUAAGACCGGCGAGUCAUUUUCAAGAUGCGUCGCUUGCGUGUCUGAACAGACGGCCCCUCGAUUGAGUUUCUGUCUAUGGUACCGAUUGAAACCUCAGAGGCCGGAAGAUGUUGCGACACGUUGGUCGGAUCGAGACUCGCGUCUCACCCCGCCCAGGCAGACUGAACACGACACUGACGAUCCGAUGAGAGACGGGGUUAGAUGUGAGAGGAGGUCAUGUGACUAGCAAGGGGUUUGGAAGAGAAAGGGCGGGACCACCCGAACCACUCUCACCUUUUACAUCGUCCCUGCCCAGAGCCUCUCACACACAAGAACCAGCUGGGAAACCAGAAGAGAGAUUGUUCCUUCACUGGGAUGCCUUCCGACUGAACUGGAUCACGUCGGCCAUGUUCGGGCCCGGGCAACUGGUCUCCGCUCUCCUGCCUGCGGUUUUCCACUCACCCGCAGCGCCGUUUUUCCACGCUUUCCCGGCCCGGCAGAUCCUGAUCCCGGCGGGGCCCUACAUCAGCUACGAGUCUCUGAGGAGUUACCUGCAGCCUGAACCAUGCAAGGAGGCGCUGCUGCUGGCCUCACAGGCCGUAGGCAUGGGUCCACUGGUGGAUGGCGUGGACGAACAGAGGCCGCUGAAGCAGCGUCGCGCCCGCGCCAACUACAGCAGCUGGCAACUGGAGGAGUUGGAGAAGGCCUUCGAAAGCACCCACUACCCCGACGUGUUCAUGAGGGAGGCCCUGGCACUCAGACUGGACCUCAUUGAAGCCAGAGUUCAGGUUUGGUUUCAAAACCGGCGUGCCAAGAUGAGGCGUCAGCUGAAGCUGCAGGGCCAACGCGCCGAGCCUCACCCGAAAGGAGAAUGCGCGGACCUCCCGGAUAAAACAAAUCAUCGUUUAAAACAUCCCGCGGACGCUUGCGACGGCGAGCGCCGGCCGAGAGCUCAGGAAGAUGACGGCGGCGGCGGGGGCGACAACUACCCGUGGACGGCGGCCGGUCAGAGGUCGGAGCAGCUGCGCUCCAGCAGCAUCGCUCAGCUCAGGGCCAAAGCCAGGGAGCACGAGGCCGAGAUCAACGGCGCCGUCGGCGUGGCGGCGGGCAUCUCGCCGUCCCCGGCACAGGAAGUGGACGCUGUACACGGUGACUGAUCACUUCCCUCCUUCCUGUUUUUACAUAUCACCAUUACGGACAAAAAAAAAAAAAAAAUGUCAUGCUGUCCUGAUGCGAGAUGAAAAAAUGAUUUGGAUUUUUCACUUCAUUAUGUAGACCUGUAUCAAAAAUGCCUGCCUUUAUAGGACUAAUACAUUUUUUUAAAGACAUUUUUUGUGCAGCGCUUGUAUCGGACCUCAUU